Molecule: messenger RNA, 973 nt
Organism: Photinus pyralis (common eastern firefly)
Lineage: Eukaryota; Metazoa; Arthropoda; Insecta; Coleoptera; Lampyridae
Exons: 4
Coding region: 30-887 (285 amino acids)
Source: RefSeq, a predicted model, not a curated record
GAAAUUUUGUAGGUUAUGUGCUCUGUAAAAUGACUACCGAAUUAUUUGAAAUAAAUUGCAAGUACACGGCCUUAAAACCGUGUCAGGUCGAAAUUACCGCAAGGGAAAUUGCGUCUAACAUAUACGAAUCGGAUAAAGUCUCCCCUAAGUACACAAAUACAAUUGUAGCGUUGAGGAAUUUAUGUGUAAAUGAAACGAAUCACUACCACUUAGACAACGCAAGCUAUAAAUGUUUCUUGGAAACUUUAAGACCCGUAAUUACCGCGCAAAGUGCAGACGAUUGCACCCCACCAGUCUCGACGAUAUGCGACCACUUGCAGAGCCUACACACUUUCCGCACGAAACUGCUGCGACGCCAAGACGAAAUCCGAAAACACUACCAAGAGGACAAUGCUUCGAGUGCCGGGGGCGCAAACCGGCACGCAGCGUUAGGCGAAUGCUUGGAGAUCGUGAAAGCUAUCAAAAUUCAGACUGUCCCGUCUCGGCCUGUUAAAGACCCCGUUCUCCAGGGUGAUCAAGUCGGACUCGUCUACGCUUUGUUAAACGUUUCGCACGCCGACGAGCUACUAACUGGAAUACUAUUGAAUUGGGCGGCACGACCAGGCCGCAGUCCCGAAGAGAAAGCGUGCCUAGAAUAUGUGUGGCACAAUUUCGAUACUGUGGGGGAAACGGUCCGAACGGUUCUGUUCGAUAAUUUCGUGUAUGUCGUAGAGAAAAUGAUAAUCAGGUAUUGUACGGAGGUAUUACAGUCCGGUUGCCAGCCUUUGUCGAUGCUACGUACCGAAGACCGGAAGGUGCGUAAUUGUAUUAGAAGCAUCAUUUACACCUUAUUUGUGUACAGCAGGUGUAAUAGGAAAAUAUUUGAGAUAUUGAAGUUGUUCGAGUAGAUUUUCUGUAACCAAACUCCUUGUGUACUAUCUGUGAUCCUUAUACAACAAUUUUUAUAAGAAUAAACACUCCUGUAGACUGUGAA